AUGGCAAAGAGAGAAGAAGAGAGGAGGGGACCAAAACACGUGCUGGAAAAUGCUUUCCCGGCGGGUUGUGGCGGCGGGCAGAGGAAAUAUCUUGGCCAUUGGAUUAUGGAUGGAAGGCCAAGAUUGAAUCACUUAAAACUGUUGGGUCAAAUGGGUUUGAUGGGCAUGAAUCGCGGGUCAUGGGUUGAAAAUGGUUUGAGGGAGUGGCCUUUUUUGGACCCUGCCCACUUUUCCAAUUGGAAUCCCGAGUUAAUGGAAAUUUCCAUUUCAUGUUUAAUUUCUCUCGCAAUACAUCGGAGAAACCGCGUGAAGCUCGUAAAAGCCGGAGCGGUGAAAUCGAUCGGAAAAGCACUGUCCACGGCGGAGCUGGGAACCGGAUUAACGGAUAAAGUGUUGAGAUUGUUAGAAUUAAUAUCUACGUGUAAAGAAGGGAGAGUAAAAAUGUGUAACGACGGAGAUUGCGUACAAGCAAUAGUGAAGAAAGUAUUGAAAGUAUCGAACGAAGCAACGGAACAUGCGGUAACGAUUCUAUGGAGCUUGUGUUGCUUGUUUCGGGAUCAUGAAGCACAGGAAUCGGUGGCGAAGAGCAACGGCAUGGCGAAGAUAUUGUUGUUGUUGCAAAGUAAUUGUUCGCCGGCGGUGAGACAAAUGGCUGCCGAUUUGCUUAAAGUGUUUUGGGUGAAUUUGAAAGUGGCGUCUUGUCUUUCUACUAGCUAUGAAUUAAAAUUAUAUGAUUUUGGGGCCCGAGUAUCUCUCUGCUCCUUAUUUGCAACUGAUCUUGGUCAGUUGUUUUGUGCACUCUAUACUUCAUUUCCAUGA
This is a messenger RNA of Nicotiana attenuata, 819 nucleotides long. Its product is annotated as U-box domain-containing protein 27-like. The record is from RefSeq and is a predicted model, not a curated record. Gene Ontology annotation, molecular function: ubiquitin protein ligase activity. The transcript is spliced from 3 exons. Lineage: Eukaryota; Viridiplantae; Streptophyta; Magnoliopsida; Solanales; Solanaceae. Bases 1 to 819 code for a protein of 272 amino acids.